Messenger RNA from Colletotrichum chrysophilum, 1338 nucleotides. RefSeq lists its product as uncharacterized. NCBI's taxonomy places the organism in Eukaryota, Fungi, Ascomycota, Sordariomycetes, Glomerellales, Glomerellaceae. The record is from RefSeq and is a predicted model, not a curated record. Bases 1 to 1338 code for a protein of 445 amino acids. The transcript has 2 exons.
AUGAACAUCACAAUCACCGUCCCCGCGGGAACCGUCAACCACGGUGACCCCCGCCUCCUCUGCACUCCCCCAAUCUGGAGCGAUUUCAUCAUCUUCUAUGCAACGAACUACUUUGUCCACGCCCUCACCCUCCCCAGCCGGCCCGGAGAAUCCGUCCUCGAGACCUGCUUCACCGUCAUCACGGCCCUCUUCCUCCCGAGCACCGGUUCCCUGCGCGCCGCCCGCUGGCUGCUCUCCCACGCCGGGACCGUCAGACGCGAUGAACUCAGCCGGGCCACGCGGGCGGGGGCUCUUUGCAUGGUCGUCGACGAAACAGAACGCUCCAAAGUCUCCUGGAUUGAGCGGUCGUUGAGGAGGAUGAGAUUCAAUAGGGCUUCCCGAAGCUGGUACGAUACCGAUACUUCCGCGCCGCCCUGGUAUCGGUCUCGCUUCCGCGGGGCUGGUCGUUGGGUUCACUCUUCCCGCACCAUCCACGGGACCUGCGUGCUGCCCAAGGGUUUCAUUCUGGUCGAGGUGCCUGUUGGAACGCCGCUGAAGCCGCCGCCGGAUUCGACGGCCAACCACCUCGACCGUUCAAAUAUUCAGCUAGGCAGUACUUACAACAUCCCCAAGGCCCUCUUCGCCCUGGGACAGGCGAUAUGGGGCAUCACCACGGUAUACCGGACUCGCGGUGAUCAGCUGCAGAGGUAUGGCUACGCUGCCUUUGGUGUCACUGUGGCGCCCUACGCCUUCAUGUCUCUGGUCAACCUGACAGCCCUGCUCCUCACCCCCGAGUACAACUGCAUUUACUUGGUACACACGCCGGACCUCGACAGGGCAAGGAGACAGGGCGGCAGGUUCUCUAGCCUUGUAGCCAGCGUCGACCUUGACAGUAUCAAGGAGCCCCUGAGGACAUUUUGGCCGUCCCAAGCAGCCCACGCCUCGUAUUUCGCCGUGACGACAGUUCUGUUACUGGCACCGCUCGUCAUCGUCGCCGCGCUCACCGGCUUCGACCCGGGCCACAGCACGAUAUACCAAAGAGUUUGGGUCCUCUCCUGGCUGGGAUUUGGCAUCGUCAUGGGGCCCCUGAUCAGACUCAGCACGAUAUUCCCAUCCGAGAUACACGGCGUAUACAAGAUUGGCGCCAACGAUGCGAUAGCGUAUGCACUCGAGAACGCGACAUUCAUGGAGCGAGCGAUAGACUGGUUGGUGACCAAGUACUUUUGGGUGGUAGAGACGUCAUUCUAUUUGUACGUGGUCAUUGGCGCCGGCAUUCUCUUCACCCCAGCCAUCGGUGGCAUGGUUGUCGUCGGGCAGAUGCUGGAGGAAUUUGGCUUCUGUAGACGUCUUGAUCGUUGA